Molecule: messenger RNA, 2558 nt
Organism: Nematostella vectensis (starlet sea anemone)
Lineage: Eukaryota; Metazoa; Cnidaria; Anthozoa; Actiniaria; Edwardsiidae
Product: histamine H2 receptor
Exons: 2
Coding region: 931-1947 (338 amino acids)
Biological process (GO): G protein-coupled receptor signaling pathway
Cellular component (GO): membrane
Molecular function (GO): G protein-coupled receptor activity
Source: RefSeq, a predicted model, not a curated record
GUAAAGCAAACAGCGGCGUAAUCACCACAGACAUUUGCGAUAGCGACGAGCCGUUUGCUUUUGAUAAACUCGCGCAAGACCCAUCUCCGUACGCUCGAUUAUCAGUAAACCUGCCGCGGCUAUUAAAGAGAUUCCAAAAAUAAUGAAACUAGUGAAAUCCUCUUAACACACCAAUGAAAGCAAUGUUUUAGUGAAGAUAAUCAUGUUAAGAUGCAAUGUUAACAGACCACCCUAAGCUGCACCCUCUGUCUAACGACUUUGAGAUUUUUCUGUCAGUCUCUUAUUAAUACUUAGGCAGCUUUUGGCAUGUCGGUGUUUGUUCUCUGCAAGGCAAAGCAACAGAGGAAAUGACUCGAUCUGCUUGUCUGUUUAUUUUGCAGGAGAGAGUUGUGCGACGAAGUGGCAGCUUUUGACUGAAAGACUUAUCUAAAUUCUUCAAAUGCCGGACUAAAGUGCGUCAAAUUUAUUGUCCCAUUAGCGAUUCUAUCGGCUUGAAGCUACGGUUGAUUGGAGCCUCUUUUGCAUGCCCUCGGGGCUUUUUUAGCUUGAAGUUGAUCAUUUGCUGCUGAGUGAGAAUGGAGGAAGUUUAACCAAGGAAGAAUCCACACAACUGGGUCAAGAGUCUACUAAAGUAAUCACAAAAGGGGACGGAAUUUGUUUUCUUACAAUGGGAUCGCGAGUCUUUUGAUCGGUUUGCUCUUCUUGUUUGCUGUUUGGAUUAGGAUUCCGGCCUCACGCACUAAUUCAAUCGCUUGACAAAACCAAUUAUUGAACGAAAUCCCGAUUGAGGAAAAAACAUCGAAAGAGAAAAUGUGCGAGAAAGUAGUAUGUCAUCGCCAAUCACAUCGCAUCGCAAAUCAUAAUAAGCCUUCGUUUGUUUUAUAAAGUCGACAUCCCCGGUUGAUUUUUCAUUCUUUUAAAUCAAGAAACAUGUUCUACGCGGGGUACUGGUUUAACACGUCACUAAAGAGUGCUAUUCUCUACAUGUUCAUAUCUGUUUUUACGGUGUCUGGAAAUGCUUUCGUUAUCUUGGUGUUCAUCUUGGAUCCGUACAAACAGCUCCGCACUCUACAGAACUAUUAUAUAUUUAGCUUGUCGUGUAGCGAUAUGUUAAUGGGCCUUGCCGCCGAGCCACUGCUGAUCGCGACCUACUGGCAUUACGAGAACACCGCGGAGAAUUCACUGUUUCUCGCGCAUUAUCUCUUCGCUAUAAUCUCCGGGGUUUCAUCCCUUAUGAACAUGGCCGCAUUGUCGGUAUUUCGCUGCAUUGCCAUCAAGAUGCCGUUCACACAUUAUAAAGUUAUAACUCGAAGGAGGGUAAUCAUCUCGAUAAUGCUUCUAUGGAUGUUCUCGGUGCAGUUUAGCGCUGUGCCGUUGCUUGGCUGGCGAGGGAGGUAUUACCAGCUUUAUCUUUACGGUGUUGGUUGCGUGGCACCAAGUAUUGUAAUCUGCUGCGCUUAUUUUGGGAUUUUUCGCGCUAUAAAGCAACACAGUAGUUCACUUCAAAGGGCUGGAACCAUAAAACAUCAUGCACUGAAGGCUGUGGUGACUAGGGAAAAGGCAACAGCCAAGACAUUGUUGAUCAUCCUUGGCGUAUUCCUUGCGUUCUGGGGGCCCUUUCUCCUAGUGGACUUCUUGAUGGUUCAGUUCCCCAGUCUUCGUGAGGACGGGACUAUCCACCUGGCACGUGACAUCACACUUACAUUUACUUAUUUCUCAUCAGGCAUUAACCCAGUGCUGUACGCUUGGCGCGUCAAUCAGUUCCGCCGAGCCUUUAUCCGCUUGUGCUGUUGCGGUCGCCAUCAGCGGGUCAUGCGCAGAUUCAUGGACACAUCUUUUAUCCCGCCUGCGAACUCAAACUAUAACUCGGGCGGUACCAUGGACACGCCAAGCACGAGAUCAAAAGCGAUACGCAGACGUGAUAAUGGCAUUACCACAAGACUGUAAUUGCAGUAGGCCAACUCUAGACCUCUCCCUUCCACUCAAAGGGGAAAAUUGGCAAGGGCCCAGCCCUAUGGCCCACCCCCGGUCCACGAAGGGUGCGAUGUCGUAUGGUAAUGAGGUACCCUGCUAACAAAGGCCUCUUCCUAGUGUUUCUCGGUGUUGGACUUUGUAUCGCUUUCGCGAUCUAGCCACUCACGUUAUUUUGGUUCUUUUGUGCUGAGCAGCACUCUUCUGAACAGAAAUACAGUCAACACAGAGACGCGAAUCUCAGGUGAAUUGAUAAAACAGAAAGAAAAAGCUCCUACCAGUAAAGGGCUUUUACUUUCCAUGCUGAUCCUCAGUGUUGCCACUAACAAAAGUAUGUUCCACAUCAAGUGGCUUCACUACUAUUUACAAUAAGAUGAGUUAUUUGGUAGAAAUUUGCUGUUGUUAAUCUUAAUCAAGGGCAGUUGUUCAUAUUUGGACUACCUUUCAUUUUAUUUAUUUUGCUAUUCGAAUAAAAAUUGGUAUUUUAUGAUGUUAUUAUGGUUUGUUUAGUGUUAGAUAGGUUGAGGUUUCUUGAAGAAUGGCAUAGUAGACGAGGGGAUAUACUAAUAAAACCAUCAGUAACAAAA